Colletotrichum spaethianum is the source of this 783-nucleotide messenger RNA. RefSeq names its product killer toxin subunits alpha/beta. The record is from RefSeq and is a predicted model, not a curated record. The transcript is spliced from 2 exons. Lineage: Eukaryota; Fungi; Ascomycota; Sordariomycetes; Glomerellales; Glomerellaceae. Bases 1 to 783 code for a protein of 260 amino acids. Gene Ontology annotation, biological process: carbohydrate metabolic process. Gene Ontology annotation, molecular function: chitin binding.
AUGCUGCCUGAGGAGGUUCCAUUUGGAUACUACACAGACAUCAUCUUUUCCUUCGCCACAAUCGACCCAAACACCUUUGAGAUACAGACCGGCGACUCGAAGAUAGCGCAGUUCAUGCAGCGGAUUAACGCCAUCAAGCUUAUCCAGCCAGACAUCAGAAUCUGGAUUGCGGUGGGCGGAUGGGCGUUUAACGAUCCCGGUCCGACGCAGACCACCUUUAGUGACAUGGCUGCUUCAACUUCUGUCACUAAAAGUUACAUCGACUCUCUUAUCGAGAUGACGAACAAGUACGACUUUGACGAUAUCGACGUUGAUUGGGAAUAUCCAGUAGCUGAGGACCGUUUCGGUAAAGGUGGAGACUUCGAGAACUUUGUGACCUUCAUGAAGACGCUCGCUGAAAGGAUGCGUGGGAGCGACAAAAGGAAGGCCGUGUCACUCACGCCCCCAUCCUGCUUUUGGUACCUACAACACCUUGAUAUCAAGAACCUCGAAAAGCACGUCGUCUGGUUCAACAUCAUGAGCUACAGCAUUCACGGGUCCUGGGACAUUAACAAGUGGACCGGCCCCUACGCCAACUCCCAUACCAACAUGACGGAGAUCCAAGACGCACUUGACCUGCUUUGGCGCAACGAUAUUAAGCCCGAGAAGGUCACCUUUAGAAUGUACUUCUACAGCCGAAGCUUCACGCUCCAAAAUGCAGGCUGCAACACUCCCGGUUGCGUCUUUAGCUCCGGGGGAAACGCGGGAGCCUCCCAAGCCCGUUGUUCCCCGUGGGGACUAUGA